ACAACAGCCGAGUAAAUAACGCUAGUGUGUGCGUUAAACUUCAGAUGAAUUUUUGUUUUUGCGACAGUGAGACGUUUCGCAAUCACGAUGUAUAUCGGUGACGCGAAUGUUAUACGGUGUGUUAUCUUCGUCCUAUGUUUUGGAUACGUACAGAACAGGAGAAAAAUAAAAGUGAAUAGUGCGACAGAUAUCAGUGAUCGAAACUCCGAUAUUUACCUGAACUCUUUACAACUUAUCGCUAAGUAUGGAUACAAGCCUGAACGACAUACAGUGAUAACAAAAGACGGUUACUUAGUAAACUCGUACAGAAUACCUAACCGAGGACCUCCAGUGUUGCUAGUUCAUGGGAUUGGCGACAGUUCCGACUCUUGGCUCGUCUUAGGACCAUCGAAGUCGAUUGCGUUCCAGUUAUCCGAUUUAGGAUACGACGUUUGGAUUUUCAAUGCGCGAGGAAAUAAAUACAGUAAAGGACACAUCAAAAAUCUCUCUGAAAAGGAGUAUUGGGAUUUCAGCUAUGAAGAGAUGGGAACUCAAGAUUUGCCUGCGGUGAUUGAUUAUAUACUUAAAGCUACGUCUCAACCGACGCUGUCUUACGUGGGGUUCUCGCAGGGAACGGCAAUAUUUUUUGUUAUGUGUAGCAUGAAACCAGAGUACAACGCGAAGAUCGAGCACGCAAUCUUGUUAGCACCGAUAGCGUGGAUCACCAAUAUACAGUAUCCGUUUAUAGACAUUCUUGCUCAAAAUUUAGACACACUCGCCACAUUUUUCGAUCAAAUAGGAGUUUAUGAGCUGUACCCGAACAAUGUACUGAGUAACUUAUAUCACGCAAAAGUGUGUCGCGAAGAUGUGCCCGAAAAUAUUUUGUGUAAGUUAGAAUAUUAUAUAAGUUAUGGGAUAAGGAAUAUAAGUAAUUUGUAUCCAGAGAGGCUUCCAGUCGUAGCUAGUCAUAUACCAGCUGGGGUUUCGACGAAGACCUUUGUGCAUUAUUUUCAAAGUUACAUUAGUGGGCGAUUCCAAAGAUUUGACUAUCGUUCUAAAAGGAAUCAAGCGUUGUAUUCAUCAAUGCAACCUCCUUCUUACGAUUUAUCCAAGAUCACGGCUCCACUGUCGUUGUUUUGUAGUGAAUCCGACUGGUUUAGUACUCCUCAAGAUGUUGAUAACCUAUUGAAGGGACUGCCCAAUGUAGUUCGAUAUCGGAUGUUCAAUAAAUCCUUAGAUUUCACGCAUUUGGAGUUUGUUUACGGUUCCCGAGUGAAUGAACUAGUCAAUAAUGAUGUCAUAGGGAUCAUUACUGAAGAAAGGUUCUCAAAGAUUCUUGUAAAUGGAUGAGGAAAUAUAAGAUAAGUUUUGUGAGAAUGCUGUUUGAAUUGUGAACAUUAUAGUGAUAUUAUAGUUGUAAGUUCAAAAGUGCAAUAUUGUUCGAUACUUUAAGGGAGCGAGCAGGCUAUAAAAAAUAUAGGAACAGUUGUAAGUUGUAAAUAUCGUAUAAGGCAAUUAUUCUAUGCAGACUUUAGUUAAUUUUGAUUUUGAUUCUUGUUUUUGCUUUUACAAAUGUUCAAUGGUUAUACCAAAUAUAAUAAUCAUGGAAAGUUGUACCUUACUUAGGACAUUAUAUAUUAUGCCUAUGUCAGUCCGGUAAGACGCUUACAAGAAUUUGAUAAACCCUCUAAUAGACUUCAUUAAACACUGUACGGAAGAUUUCGUAUGAUGAUUGUUUCCAAAAAAUCAUAUCUUCUUCUUAUCGUAUUUUGAAAUCGAAGUAAGGAGUCAAAUUUUGAAAUAAAUGAUCUCCAUUUCGCAACAGUACAACCGUUUUCAAACGUCUAUUAGAAGUAAUAAUAGAUGGGCCCUAAACACCAAUGAUUACGGUUGUCAAACAGUCAAGGACCAUGAAUACUCCAACUUUAGUGUGGACAUCGCGUCACAACG
Messenger RNA from Trichoplusia ni (cabbage looper), 1929 nucleotides. RefSeq names its product lipase 3-like. The coding region runs from base 88 to 1329 and encodes 413 amino acids. The transcript has a single exon. Lineage: Eukaryota; Metazoa; Arthropoda; Insecta; Lepidoptera; Noctuidae. Gene Ontology annotation, molecular function: hydrolase activity, acting on ester bonds. The record is from RefSeq and is a predicted model, not a curated record.